UUCACAUGAUUCACCAGCACCAUGGCAGUGGUAGAAGAAAAAGGCCCUGCAAGUGGGAGAGAAGAUUACACUCAAGAUGGCACAGUGGACCUAAAAGGUAGACCCGUUUCAAGAUCAAAUACUGGAAGAUGGAGAGCAUGUUCCUUCAUAGUAGGUUAUGAAAUGAUUGAGAGGAUGUCAUACUAUGGGGUAGCAUCAAACCUAGUGCUGUAUCUAACAAAGAAGCUUCAUGAAGGCACUGUGAAAUCUUCAAACAACGUUACCAACUGGGUGGGUACAGUAUGGAUAAUGCCAGCUGCAGGAGCUUACAUAGCCGAUGCCUAUCUUGGUCGAUAUUGGACCUUUGUAAUAUCUUCAGCCAUUUACCUUUUGGGAAUGUGUUUGUUGACUCUAGCAGUGUCACUACCAGCACUGAGACCACCACCAUGUGCUCAAGGUGUAGAAGACAAGGAUUGCCAACGAGCAUCCUCAUUGCAAGUGGGUAUUUUCUUCUUUGCCUUAUACAUCAUUGCAGCAGGGACAGGGGGAACCAAGCCCAACAUUUCUACAAUGGGAGCAGACCAAUUUGAUGAGUUUGAGCCCAAAGAGAGGUCCCAAAAGCUUUCCUUCUACAAUUGGUGGGUGUUUUAUAUUCUAAUUGGUACCAUCUUUGCCCAAACUGUGUUGGUUUAUAUACAAGACAAUGUGGGUUUUGGCCUUGGAUAUGGGAUUCCAACCAUUGGGCUUGCUGUUUCAAUAUUGGUGUUUCUGUUAGGAACUCCACUUUAUAGGCAUAGGUUGCCCUUAGGUAGCCCUUUAACUAGGAUGGCUCAGGUCUUUGUGGCUGCUAUGAGGAAGUGGAAGGUACAUGUCCCAUACGAUCCAAAAGAGCUACAUGAACUAAGCACAGAAGAGUAUACAAUUAAAGGGAGAAACAGAAUUUACCACAGCUCUUCAAUAAGCUUCCUAGACAAAGCUGCAAUAAAGACCGAUCAAACUUCACCAUGGAAGCUUUGUACGGUGACUCAAGUUGAGGAAACCAAGCAAAUGACAAAAAUGAUUCCUAUUUUAAUGACUACAUGUAUUCCAAGCACCAUGAUAGCUCAAACCAGCACACUCUUCAUCAGACAAGGCACCACUCUAGACAGGAGUAUGGGACCCCAUUUUGAAAUCCCUCCUGCAUGUCUUACAGCAUUUAUAAACAUCUUCAUGCUGAUAAGUGUUGUAAUCUAUGACCGUUUUUUUGUUCCUUGGAUCCGACGUUACACAAAGAACCCCAGAGGGAUCUCAUUGCUGCAGAGACUUGGAGUUGGCCUUGUGCUUCACGUCAUUAUAAUGAUUACUGCAUGCUUUGCUGAAAGAAAGAGACUCUGUGUUGCAAGAGAAAACAACCUCUUAGGCCUGCAUGAUACUCUUCCUCUGACUAUUUUCAUCCUCCUCCCUCAGUUUGCUUUGACAGGGAUUGCUGAUACCUUUGUUGAUGUUGCUAAGCUAGAGUUCUUCUAUGAUCAAGCACCUGAAACCAUGAAAAGUCUUGGAACAUCUUAUUUCACAACCACCUUGAGCAUUGGAAGUUUUUUCAGUACUUUUCUUCUAUCAAGUGUUGCUGAUCUCACUCGUAGACAUGGUCAUAAGGGUUGGAUUUUGGAUAAUCUAAACGUCUCCCACUUGGAUUAUUAUUAUGCAUUCAUGGCUGUACUAAGCUUGAUCAACUUCCUUUGCUUUUUGGUUGCUGCAAAGUUCUUUGUCUAUAAUGUUGACGCAACACAAAACAAAUCAGGCUUGGAGGUGAACCCUGCUUCAUCCCAGGACAAUAAUGGAAUAAGCCAAAGCACCCCACAACUAGAUGCCAAGUGCUAG
Messenger RNA from Gastrolobium bilobum, 1839 nucleotides. RefSeq names its product protein NRT1/ PTR FAMILY 5.2-like. Gene Ontology annotation, molecular function: dipeptide transmembrane transporter activity; tripeptide transmembrane transporter activity. Gene Ontology annotation, cellular component: membrane. The transcript is spliced from 4 exons. Gene Ontology annotation, biological process: transmembrane transport; dipeptide transport. Lineage: Eukaryota; Viridiplantae; Streptophyta; Magnoliopsida; Fabales; Fabaceae. The record is from RefSeq and is a predicted model, not a curated record. Bases 22 to 1839 code for a protein of 605 amino acids.